Messenger RNA from Saccostrea echinata, 987 nucleotides. Its product is annotated as sperm receptor for egg jelly-like. The coding region runs from base 1 to 987 and encodes 328 amino acids. The transcript has 6 exons. The record is from RefSeq and is a predicted model, not a curated record. Lineage: Eukaryota; Metazoa; Mollusca; Bivalvia; Ostreida; Ostreidae.
AUGAAGUCUGAUGAGGCAUUGAUUUCUCCUUUAUAUCUGAGUGAAGGCCAAAAAGAGGAUAACUACACACAGAGAUUGACUGUAAAAUGUCUGGACAGUCAAGGCUUAAUGUCAGCCACACCCAUUACUGUACAGGUAAAUCCUGUGAUUGGCUGCCUGUCUAACUGUGAAGAUAAGGCUGUACCUGGACAGACCCUGCUACUACAGAGUCUCUGUGAUUCCUGUCGAUCUCAUACCUGGACUGUGUAUGGGUGUGGGACUCAGUGUGACGUGCUGAUUGGUCCUCCACAGAAUGGUUCUAAUUUUAGUAUCUCUGUUAAUGAGAGCUUUGAACAACAACAAAUCUUCUAUACAGGAACCUCUCUCAGUGGCAGGAAUAUGACAGUGCAAUAUAACCUGACUGUGAACCUACCCCCAACCCAGGGAAACUGCACCAUCACCCCCCAGUCUGGUUACUCCCUAGUGACAGCAUUCAAUGUGUCCUGUCGGGGGUUUACUGACCCAGAUCUCCCUCUGUCUUAUGUUAUCUAUCAGAGACAGUCUUCAGGUAAGGAGACAGAGCUGAUGAAGUCUGAUGAGGCAUUGAUUUCUCCUUUAUAUCUGAGUGAAGGCCCAAAAGAGGAUAACUACACACAGAGACUGGCUGUAAAAUGUAUGGACAGUCGAGGCUUAAUGUCAGCCACACCCAUUACUGUACAGAUACAACCUUUGGAGAGAAAUCCAGACGAGAGUUUGGAUGCUAUUGAUGUGAUAUCAGAGAGUGUGCUGGGAAACUCCACUUCUACAGGAAUCCUUCAUGAUCUUCUUGCUGCUGGGAAACAGUCAGGUCAUAUCCGUGGUGCACUUGUGGCAGUGCUAGUCAACUCGUCAACAGGUCCCCCAGAGAGUAUCAACAUUAAUGCCAUUACCAGUGUUCUUAACACAGCCACGGAGGUUCAGGAGGAACUGUCAGAAGAAACUCAGGUCGGGGAUGGAGACUUUUUUUAA